Molecule: messenger RNA, 1050 nt
Organism: Oppiella nova
Lineage: Eukaryota; Metazoa; Arthropoda; Arachnida; Sarcoptiformes; Oppiidae
Source: the annotation of a GenBank genome assembly
AUGUGUCAGUACUCCUCGGAGGACGGCUUCGCAAACGACUGGCAUUUAGUAAACGUGGGCUCAUUUGCGAGGGGAGGCGCCGCACUCGUGGUCAUGGAGGCCGCCGGAGUGGAGGCCAGGGGUCGCAUAACACCCAACUGUUUGGGCAUAUGGAAGGACCAACACGUGGACGGGUUGUCCAGAAUCGUGACAUUCAUGAAAAGUCAGGGCGCAGUCCCCGGCAUACAGUUAGCGCACGCCGGCAGGAAAGGUAGUACUCAUCCGCCAUUCGUGGGCCGCAGUUCUAUACCAGAGUCAGAGGGCGGGUGGCAGACAAUCGCCCCGUCGGCCAUACCUUUCGACGACAAAUACAUCGCAAAAGUGCCCAAAGAGGCCACCGUUGAAGACAUCAAACAGAUUAACAGUGCCUUUGUUUCGGCCGCUCUUCGGGCACUCAAAGCAGGCUUUCAGGUAAUAGAGUUGCAUUUCGCGCACGGAUAUCUCAUCAGUACAUUCCUGUCGCCCGUCACUAACAAGAGGUCCGAUGAAUACGGAGGAAGUCUUGAGAACAGAAUGCGUUUCGGUCUCGAAAUCACCGAAAGUGUGAGAAAGGCUUUGCCCGAAGACAUUGUUUUGGGGGUUAAGGUGUCGGUCAGUGAUUACGCCGACAACGGAUGGGAUGUCAAACAGAGCGUCGAGUUUGCCAAACGCUUGAAGGCGUUGGGUGUCGACUACAUUACCUCCAGUUCCGGUGGUGUUGUCUCUGGUGUUGAUUACAAGAUUUCGCCUGAGAUUCAAUUGAAUGGUUCGGAACAGUUUGUCAAAGAGGUUGGGAUAACCGCCGGUGCGGUCGGCAAUAUCACUAAUCCUCAGAUGGCAGAGAGUAUUUUGCAGCAAAACAAGGCAUCCCUUAUAUUCAUCGCCCGGGCCUUCCUAAAUGAGCCGCACUGGCCAUAUAGGGCGGCUGAUGCUCUGGCCGAUGGACAGGCGUUUCAAUACCCAAAGCAGUAUAACUGGUGUAUUGGUGGUGAGAAAUGGAGAAAAGAUGUGUUUGCUAAACAGAAUCCAUGA